AACGAAUACAUACAUUUUUCAGUAUCGAUUGGAAUAACACGUACGUGUGCUCCAAGCUGAAAAAUAUAAAAAAGUUUAAUUAAAUAAAAUUUUUUUUGAAAAAGUUCAAGUAAAAAAAAUAUAUAUUAAAAAAAAUGGGUGAUCAACGAGGAACGCGUGUGUAUGUGGGAAAUUUAACUGAUAAAAUUAAGAAAGACGAUUUAGAAGGAGAGUUCACAAAAUAUGGUAAAUUAAAUUCAGUAUGGAUUGCAUUUAAUCCACCAGGUUUUGCAUUCGUCGAAUUCGAACAUCGUGACGAUGCCCAAAAGGCAUGUGAUGUUUUGAACGGCACCGAAUUAUUGGGCUCCCAAUUAAGAGUGGAAAUCAGCAAGGGACGCCCACGUCAAGGUGGUAGACGCCAGGGUGGUGGCGGUGGUAGAGGAGGCGGCGGCGGUGAUAGACGCCGUGAUGGUGGUGGCUUCGGUGGACGUCGUAAUGGAGGAGGUGGUGGUGGCGGCGGUGGUUUUAGACCCCGCAACUCUAGCGGCGGCCGUUAUCCCGACCGUGGUUAUGGCGGUUCGGGUGGUGGUGGUGGCCGUUCCGGCGGCGGUGGCGGUUAUGGACGCGAUGGCUAUGGUAGCUCUAGUGGUGGCCGUUCUGGUGGUGGUGGCUAUGGACGUGAUGGUGGCAGUUCGGGUGGCUUCAGUCGUCGUGAUUCAUAUGGCCGUGAUGGUGGCAGUUCAGGCGGUCGCUCCUUCGGCGGUCAAGGUGGUGGCGGUGGUCGUUUUAGAUCACGUUCGCCCAUGGGACGUUUUUAAAUCAAAAAAACAAAUAUCUUAUACAAUUAUCUACAAUUUUAACGAAAAAGUUAAUAACAAGUAAGCUUCGAUAUAUACAUAUAGAAAUAACUACGUUAAGCUGCGUUUAGUAAAGAAAAAAAUCUAAAAAUUUUGUAGAAAAUUGCAAAUAUGUAUGAACGUAAUAUAUAUAGUACUCUAUUCUACUUUUUAAGGCGAAAUUUUUCACCCCCCUGAGAAAAUUUCGUUUCUAGUGUCGUAAGUCAUAAUUUUAAUUUAAAAAUUCCUCUUAAAAUGAAAAACAACAACAAAAAAAUAUCUACUCGUUAACUACCAUUUUGCAGAAAUUCGUAAAAAGAAAAAAAACAAAAGAAUUUGUCAUAAAUUAACAAAAAAACACAAGGCAAAAAUGAUUUGAGAGAGCUAAGGCAAAUUUUUUUGAAAACAAAACACAAAAAGAGCGACAUAACGUUUUAGUCAAAAACAAAAUGGCAGCAAUAAUGAUAAAAGAGAGAAGAUUUUUAAAAAUUGUAUUUAUUCUUUUUUUACACUUAAAAACAACG
Molecule: messenger RNA, 1339 nt
Organism: Lucilia cuprina (Australian sheep blowfly)
Lineage: Eukaryota; Metazoa; Arthropoda; Insecta; Diptera; Calliphoridae
Gene: Rsf1
Product: RNA-binding protein Rsf1
Exons: 1
Coding region: 135-797 (220 amino acids)
Biological process (GO): mRNA splicing, via spliceosome
Cellular component (GO): nuclear speck
Molecular function (GO): RNA binding
Source: RefSeq, a predicted model, not a curated record